Cornus florida is the source of this 1674-nucleotide messenger RNA. Its product is annotated as ABC transporter I family member 1. The transcript has 3 exons. NCBI's taxonomy places the organism in Eukaryota, Viridiplantae, Streptophyta, Magnoliopsida, Cornales, Cornaceae. Gene Ontology annotation, biological process: cytochrome complex assembly. The record is from RefSeq and is a predicted model, not a curated record. Bases 679 to 1362 code for a protein of 227 amino acids. Gene Ontology annotation, molecular function: ATP hydrolysis activity; ATP binding; transmembrane transporter activity.
GGUGCAUUAAUCUCAGAUUGAGGGUAUCUUAUCAGGUCACUCACUCACCCACUCAGUACAAACCUUGUGACUCACACUAUUGCGAGCCAACUCACUCACUCGGUUCACAGCAUCAAAGACGGAUAUCAGGUAUCGCUCUCAUUCAUGCUCUCUCAACGGACUGAAUCUCUUCUCUCUCCUCGGCAUCGCCCGACUGAAUCUCUUCUCUCUCCUCGGCAUCGCCGGUCUGAAUCACCUCAUCCACUUCCAUUGCCUCUCUCAAAUUACUCGCCGAUCAAUUCCGGAGAACAAUCAGGCUUUGAAAUUGGCUUCAAAAUGCAAUAGAAAGUCAAUGUUGCCUCUCAGUUCCACCAUUAAAUCAAAUCUUCAAACAUCUCCAGCUUCUACUUAGCAGAUCCACUUCGUCACCUAUCCACAAAUUCUUCUUUUCCAGGUUCCUUUCUAUAUAUCCAAAUUCUGUGAUAUAUGUACAUUGCAGAGUUGAAUAUUUGCUUAUUUUAAAGGGAAUUCCUUGGUGGCAAACGCCAAUUAGCUACUGUAAGCAUAAAAUCAAACAAGGACAGUUACGGCUUUUGGAUUCUGACAUUACCUUCCCUCACUCCUUUCCCCCACCCAGUUUUAAUUUUAACCUUCCUCUUCGCAAAAUACUUAACCAUAAAUUUCCAUUUCCAAACCUCAAUGUCUCUCAGGAAACCCCCACUCCCUCGGCUCCUCCUUAACCAGGUCUCAUGCAUGAGAAAUGCACAACAAAUCCUACGACACGUAAAUGUCUCCAUUCAUGAUGGUGGUGCUCUUGUGCUGAUGGGCACCAACGGUUCGGGCAAAUCCACUUUCUUGCGCAUGUUAGCUGGAUUCUCUCGACCCUCAGCUGGUGAGAUCCUCUGGAACGGUCAUGAUAUAACUGAAUCAGGGGUUUUCCACCAGUACAAGCUUCAGCUCAACUGGCUCUCCCUCAAGGAUGCAAUCAAAGAGAAGUUCACAGUCCUCGACAACGUUCAGUGGUUUGAAGUUCUUGAAGGCAAGCAAGGGAAGUCUCUGCCUGCGCUAGAGCUUAUGGGGCUUGGAAGAUUGGCAAAAGAUAAAGCAAGAAUGCUCUCAAUGGGCCAACGGAAAAGGGUGCAGCUUGCAAGGUUGCUGGCAAUUGAUCGGCCAAUUUGGUUGCUAGACGAGCCUUCAGUGGCAUUGGAUACUGAGGGGGUUAAGCUGCUGGAGUAUAUUAUUGCAGAGCACCGAAAGAAAGGAGGGAUUGUGAUUGUGGCCACACAUCUGCCAAUUGAGAUUGAGGAUGCAAUGUAUUUGAGGUUGCCACCAAGGUUUCCACGAAGGAUGACUCUAGUAGACAUGCUUGAUCGAGGUGGUUAGAGAAUGGAAUUGGUAAUGUAAUUAAACCUGCAAGAAUUGGGAUUGAACUAUAAGAGGCUUUCUGGAAGGUGCAAAAGUUUAGCAAAAAACAAAAGCUUUGAAAGCUCGAACAGGGAGAACUGCAGUCCUCAAUAUGGAGGCAGUUCCUUUGCUUGAGAGUUGAAGGAAAUUGUAGUUUCGUUGUCCAUUGCAUUUGAGAACAUUAUAUAUAUAUAUAUUAGUUGUUGGUGAUUUCAUGUAAUAUCUUACUGGAUUGAAAAAUGCCGAUUACUUUGGAUUUGAAAUUCUGAUAUUUGGAUUUAUUAAGGUAAA